Messenger RNA from Aureobasidium uvarum, 2055 nucleotides. NCBI's taxonomy places the organism in Eukaryota, Fungi, Ascomycota, Dothideomycetes, Dothideales, Saccotheciaceae. The record is from the annotation of a GenBank genome assembly.
AUGCGUUACUCUCUGGCCGUUCCGGCUUUUGCAGCCCUGGCUGCAGCCCUUCCUGCUCCUCAGCUUAUCGACCUUGACAUGGUCAUCGCACAGCCCGAAAUUUCCUACACAACCACCGCUUCAAGCGUCACCUACGAUGCUACCUCUAUCGCUGCACAGGCUACGGAUGAUAUCACCUCGGUCUCCGUGGACGUCAGCGCUAUCGCUACCGCAACUCCUCUUGCAAUUGAGAAGCGAGGUGCAUGUGCCCCUCAGCCUACUGGCGUCCUUGGAGCCUACGGCCCUCCUGCCCAAGCAAGCGACGAUACUGUAGCAGCUUUCGCUGCCAACACUGCCUUUGCAGCUGCUGCUUCUAACGCUCCUACUCCUUCUGGCUACUCGAACACCUUCAACAACCUGAACGCAUCUAACAAUGCCUACGGUUAUAUGGGCUACACUACCCUCACAAGCUAUGACACUGAGAAGUGUGCCUCCAAGUGCAACGCUAUCAAUGGCUGCAUGUCCUUCAACUUGUACUUCGAGCGUGACCCAUCUGGUCCCGUUUCUUCUUCCAACGCCAACAACUAUGGUCAAUGGCGCAACAAGUUCCAGGUUGCCAUCGCUGGUUCCAAUGGUUACACCAACCAGACUCUCGAAGUCCCUGCUGGCUUUGGCAAUGUUCAGUACCUCAACAACGCUGCUAUCAACGCUCCUCUUGAUCACGAAGGUUACGACACCUACAUGGGCUCUCGUAUCUUCACUGCUGGCCCUUUCAAUGCUUCUCUCUGCGCCGCCUACUGCCAAACUCAGAACACCUACAACAUUGCCCACCCUCCCAACAACGGUGCUCCCGUUAAGAUCUGUAACUUCUUCAACACCUACCUGCUUUAUGUCAACAAGACCUCCAACAUUGAAGGCCAAUACUGUGCUAUCUACGCCACUAACAAGGGCCAGUACCGUGGAAACGAUCGUGAGUCUAGCAAAGCUUGUGCUGAUGAAGCAAUAUCUAACACUGGCCAGACNUACAUGAUUGAGUACUCUUACACAUUCACCAACACAUCCAACCCCGGCUUCAAGCCCUCGAAGGGUGACACCAACGGUGCUAUCCACCAGGCUUCCAUCGACAUCGAGCACGCCACUCUCCAGCCCUUCUGCUCCGCAGCUCUUGGAUACAGCGAUCUUCUUGCAACCGUCACUCCCACCACCUUUGUCACUCCCGUGGCCACCAGCACAGUUUUCAGCACCACCACAGCUACCGCUUCUAGCAUCAACAAGCGCUCUGCUCUUACUACCACUUCUGCAUCUUUGUCAAUUCCCGCUGUUCUGAAGAAGUANCCCUCUUCGAUUCUGUCCAGCGCCUGCUCCAUGGUCGUCACUCAAGCUACCAGCACCUCCACUUCCACCGCCACUGUCUUCACCGUCACCGCUUCUACGCAGACCACUCUUGAGACUUUGAUCCAGACCGUCACCGCCUCUCCUAUCCCCAGCACCUGUGGUAACAAGGGUAUCAAAUACGCUUACUACGGCGGCGACUCUUACCACGAGGGCGACCGUGUCAACUAUGUGCAGCCAUCAAACUACGCAAAUGUUGAGCCCACUUGGGAGUCUACCACUAGUAUGGUCGGUGGCGUCAACGUUCAACCAGGUACCUCUAUGCAGAUCUACGACUCAGGACGUCUUGUCAACUCUGAAUACUUCAUUCUGAACCACCACGGCUACGUUUCGGGCACAUACACCUUCGAAAUCGGCAACCCCGAUGACGUGGUAUUCUUGUGGCUUGGUGAGUAUGCUCGACAGGGCUGGAACAAGUACAACGCAGAUGCUGCUGCCUCAUUAGCCUCUGAUACUGGUUUCGGCUAUUCCGAUUCGACCGAAAUCACUCUGGAGGCUGGAAAAUACCUACCUUUCCGCAUCCUUUUCGGCCAACAAGGAGGUCCGGCUCGCUUUUCGUUCUCUAUCACUGCUCCUGAUGGCACUGUCAUUCUGGGCAACAACACUCCUCAGUCGGAUGCUAUUGUGCAGUUCUCCUGCGACGGCACUACCGCUCCCCAGUUCCCUGCUUUUGGCCACGAGUAA